AUGACAUCGUUUGAACCCGCUUAUAGCUAUGCAACACCCCAAGCAACACCUCGAAGACAUAAGAGAAAAGUCGAUGAUAUUCCCAAGGGUGAUGAAAUUUCCUAUCAUAAAAGACGCCAGGAACAUAAAUUACACUCAGAGAUUCAUAAUCAUACUAUUGCAUUGUUAAUGAAUUCCCUGAAGAGUUUGAGCGAACAGAAAAACAGAUCAAAAUUACAAGAAUCUCCUAGCAAUCAUGAUAUCCUUGAGGAAACCGGAGAUAAAGAAUUCACUUACAAACAAAAUCCCUAUUGGCCAGUCAUAUCGAAAGAGAAACGAAUAUAA
Molecule: messenger RNA, 324 nt
Organism: Priceomyces carsonii
Lineage: Eukaryota; Fungi; Ascomycota; Pichiomycetes; Serinales; Debaryomycetaceae
Exons: 1
Coding region: 1-324 (107 amino acids)
Source: RefSeq, a predicted model, not a curated record